UCGUCCCCAGUCUUCCAUAGAUUGGUGCGCGGUGCUCCCACUAGAGAAAUGGUUUCCGCUCCUUGGGCAUCAUUUCUUAAGGGUAUAUUGAUUGGGAGCAUUUUCUGGGCUUUGGUAAUUAUGGUUAGGCAAAUCCACAGUCGACACGAAGGUCAAACUCGAGACCACAAACACCAUCACCUUAGGCCACCAAACGGAAAAGAGUUCUUCAAUAUCUCACAAGUGACACGAACGGAACUCAGCAAAAGUAUGCGUGUUUUUUGUAUCAUUCUCGGAGAACCCGAAGAUGAGAGUUAUUGGGCUAUGCUAAGAGAGACUUGGCCCAAACACUGUGACCAAGCAGAGCUCUACGGUGCUAAAAGUAAUCAUUUGCUCAACAGAAAUGACAAGUGGAAACUUAUGAGGGAAACUUACAAAGAUGUCUUUGAAAGGUAUGGCGACAACUUCAAGUGGUACUUUCUGGCACUUCCCACCACGUUUGCUGUCAUUGAAAAUUUAAAGUACCUUCUGCUGACAAAGGAUGCAUCACAACCUUUCUAUCUGGGCCACACCAUUACAUCUGGAGACCUUGAAUAUGUGACUAUGGAAGGAGGAAUUGUCUUAAGUGUAGAGUCGCUGAGGAGAUUUCACAGGCUUCUCAGUAAGUAUGAAAUGUGUGCAAAUCGAAGUGUGAUUUGGAAUUUAUCUUUUGAUAAGCAGCUGGCAAUCUGCCUGAAAUAUGCUGGCAUUUUUGCAGAAAAUGCAAAGGUUAAUGAAGGAAGAGAUGUAUUUAAUACAAAACCAAUUUUAGAUCUUAUUCAAGAGGCAAUGCUUAGUAACCCUCAGCAAAUUGUAAAAGGCUGCUGUUCUGAUAUAGCUAUUACUUUUAAUGGACUGAUACCCCAAAAGAAGGAAGUAAUGAUGUAUGGUGUCUACCGACUCAGAGCAUUUGGACAUCAUUUCAAUGACAUACUGGUUUUCUUGCCUCCAAAUGGGUCAGAAAAUGACUGAGGGAUGCUGUUC
This is a messenger RNA of Heterocephalus glaber (naked mole-rat), 1002 nucleotides long. RefSeq names its product C1GALT1 specific chaperone 1 like (gene C1galt1c1l). Gene Ontology annotation, molecular function: N-acetylgalactosaminide beta-1,3-galactosyltransferase activity. The record is from RefSeq and is a predicted model, not a curated record. NCBI's taxonomy places the organism in Eukaryota, Metazoa, Chordata, Mammalia, Rodentia, Bathyergidae.